Molecule: messenger RNA, 5815 nt
Organism: Dipodomys ordii (Ord's kangaroo rat)
Lineage: Eukaryota; Metazoa; Chordata; Mammalia; Rodentia; Heteromyidae
Gene: Bltp3a
Product: UHRF1 binding protein 1
Exons: 21
Coding region: 104-4408 (1434 amino acids)
Molecular function (GO): histone deacetylase binding
Source: RefSeq, a predicted model, not a curated record
UCCGGUGCCUGCGCCGUGGCGGCGAGGUGAGAGGCCGCCUCUUCUCCGCGACUGAGGAGGCCACAGCUGGCCGCCCGCCCUCCGCGCGGGCCGCGGCUCCGGCAUGGCCGGGAUCAUUAAGAAGCAGAUCCUGAAGCACCUGUCCCGGUUCACUAAGAAUCUUUCCCCGGACAAAAUCAACUUGAGCACUCUGAAAGGGGAGGGUCAACUGACCAAUUUGGAGCUGGAUGAAGAAGUUCUACAGAAUGUGCUGGAACUGCCUACAUGGUUAGCCAUCACUAGGGUCUACUGCAACAGGGCUUCUAUCCGGAUUCAGUGGACAAAGUUGAAGACGCACCCCAUUUGCUUGUGUCUGGAUAAGGUAGAGGUGGAGAUGAAGACGUGCGAGGAGCCUCGACCCCCCAAUGGACAGUCACCCAUUGCUCUUGCUUCAGGACAGAGUGAGUAUGGCUUUGCUGAGAAAGUGGUGGAGGGGAUGUUCAUCAUCGUUAAUUCCAUCACCAUCAAGAUUCACUCCAAGGCCUUCCAUGCUUCUUUUGAACUGUGGCAGCUCCAAGGCUAUAGUGUCAACCCCAGCUGGCAGCAGAGUGACCUUCGUCUGACACGCAUCACUGAUCCCCGCCGAGGAGAGGUUUUAACAUUUAAGGAAAUAACUUGGCAAACACUUCGAAUUGAAGCAGAUGCUACAGAUAAUGGUGAUCAGGACCCAGUCACCACCCCACUGAGGCUUAUUACCAACCAAGGCAGGAUCCAGAUAGCUCUCAAGAGAAGAACCAAAGAUUGCAAUGUGAUAGCCUCCAAGCUGAUGUUUCUGCUGGAUGACCUGCUCUGGGUACUGACUGACUCACAGCUCAAGGCUAUGAUGAAGUAUGCUGAGUCGCUGAGUGAAGCCAUGGAGAAGGCAGCCCAGCAAAGAAAGAGUUUGGCCCCUGAACCUGUCCAGAUUACUCCACCUGCACCCAGUGCCCAGCAGACAUGGGCCCAGGCAUUCGGUGGCAGCCAGGGCAACAGUAGCAGCAGCAGCAGCCGUCUCAGCCAGUACUUUGAGAAAUUUGACGUGAAAGAGUCCUCCUAUCAUCUCCUUAUCUCCCGCUUGGACCUUCAUAUUUGUGAUGACAGCCAAUCCCGAGAGCCAGGUGUCUCUGCAAACAGACUCAUGGGCGGUGCCAUGCAGCUUACUUUCCGCAGGAUGGCAUUUGACUACUACCCCUUCCACUGGGCAGGUGAUAGCUGCAAACAUUGGGUAAGGCACUGUGAGGCCAUGGAAACCCGAGGUCACUGGGCCCAGAAGCUGGUGAUGGAAUUUCAGAGUAAAAUGGAGAAGUGGCAUGAAGAGACAGGUCUGAAAUCACCCUGGCACCUGGGGGUAGAUUCUUCCUUCCGGAAGAAGGCAGACUCAUUUUCUAGUCCACGAAAGAACUCUCUUGAAAAAAAUCCUUCUCAGGGCAGACAGGCUGCCUUUGGACCUCCAGCAUGGAAUCGCUUACGCUCUAGCUGCAUGGUUGUGCGAGUGGAUGACCUGGAUAUCCACCAGGUUUCUACAGCUGGACAGCCCAGUAAGAAGCCAUCUACACUUCUUUCCUGCAGUCGCAAACUCCACAACCUCCCUACUCAGGUCUCUGCCAUUCAUGUUGAGUUCACAGAGUAUUACUUUCCAGAUAAUCAGGAGCUUCCAGUUCCCUGUCCCAAUCUCUACAUUCAGUUAAAUGGUCUGACAUUUACUGUGGAUCCUGUUAGUUUGCUCUGGGGAAACCUUUUCUGCCUAGAUUUAUACCGUAGCUUGGAGCAAUUCAAAGCUAUUUAUAAGCUGGAAGAUUCAAGACAGAAAAAUGAGCACUUGGACAUUCGACUGGAUGCCUUCCGGAUGAAGGUGAGCUUCCCGCUGGAAAAGAGACCGCAGGCGGAGUUGCAUCGACCCCAAGCGCUUGUCUUCUCUGCAUCAGGCAUGAUUGCCACUAACACACGUCAUGCCCCACACUGUAGCUGUCCAGACCUCCAGAGUCUCUUCCGGGGUUUUGCUGCUGCUGAGUUCUUUCAUUCUAAUUAUGACCACUUUCCUAAGGUUCCUGGUGGCUUUAGUCUUCUGCACAUGCUCUUUAUACAUCAUGCUUUCCAGAUGGAUUCCCAUUCUUCUCACCCUCCCCAAAAGCCUAAGGCUUCCCAAGACCUCUGGUCCAUCUACUUCACCCAGAUCUCCCUAGACUUUGAAGGAACAGAGAACUUCAAAGGCCAUACCUUGAAUUUUGUGGCCCCCUUCCCUUUGUCCAUUUGGGCCUGUCUGCCUCUCCGCUGGCAGCAAGCCCAGGCACAGAAGCUCCUUUUGGCCUCAGAGGGGAGGCUGAAACCAUCUGCUAGCUUUGGCAGCCCUGUCCUUUCUGAAGCCCUUGCCCCUGAAACUGUGCCUCAUCAGAGGUCAAAGACUGAGCACGAUUUAAAAAGCCUGUCAGGUCUUCCAGAAGUCGUAGAGAUUAUCAGAGAAGGCCGUGGUGCUGUGGACAACAAAGGACCUCUGACAGAGUUGGAGGAUGUAGCAGAUGUUCACAUGCUUGUACACUCCCCUGCCCACGUCUGCGUGAGACUCGACCACUACCAGUACCUGGCCUUGCUCCGACUGAAGGAGGUGCUGCAGGGGCUUCAGGAGCAGCUGACUAAGGACACUGAGGCCAUGACUGGAUCUCCCCUACAGGACCAGACAGCUUGCAUUGGUGUCUUCUUUCCUAGUGCUGAGGUAGCACUGCUCAUGCAUCCUACCUCUGGGACUGUGGAUGGUGACUCUGCAGGUUCAGAUACCACUAGCCUCAUAGAUUCAGAGCUGUCUCCAUCAGAGGAUCAGGAACUAAAGUCUGAUGCCUCGUCAGACCAGGGCCCAGCAAGCCCUGAGAAGGUGCUUGAGAACAGUAACAUUGAAAAUGUUGGUGCAGCUCAGCCACAUAGUAAUGGAGAGCUGCAGGACUCAGGUCCACCUGCACAGCAACUGGCAAGAAAGGGCCAUGAGGCAGUAGAGUCCCUACAGGCUAAGCAGCUGAGCAGAGCCCAAGCCUCCACCUCACCAACUGUGUUGAAGUCUCCAGCUGGCAAGGUUCCUGCUGUAAACGGGCCAGGAGACCCCAUCCCCGUGAAGAACAUUGAGGGAGAAUUAUCGAGUGCUAUUCACAUGACCAAAGAUGCUACCAAGGAAGCUCUGCAUGCCACCAUGGACCUCACCAAGGAAGCUGUAUCCUUAACUAAGGAUGCCUUCAGUCUGGGAAGGGACCGAAUGACCUCCACAGUGCACAAGAUGUUGUCCUUGCCCCCUGCCAAGGAGCCUAUGGCCAAGACAGAUGAAGGAGUGGCAGCCCCAGUGAGUGGAGGUGCUGCCCGACUCCGAUUUUUCUCCAUGAAGAGGACAGUAUCCCAGCAGUCAUUUGAUGGCGUCUCAUUGGAUAGCAGUGGUCCUGAAGACAGGAUUUCAGUGGACAGUGAUGGCAGUGAUAGCUUUGUGAUGCUCUUGGAGUCUGAAUCUGGUCCAGAAUCUGGUCUACCAGGAUCUUUGCCAAGUGUCCUCAAUGAUGCUGGUGGAGACACGAGCCCUGUUAUAGAUAGUUGUGGCCAAGGGUCCCCAGCAGCCAACAGUUCAGUUUCACCCCCUGGCCACCUUGAUCUUCACCGGGUCUCAGUUUUGGUCUUGAAGGUGAAUGAAGUGUCUUUUGGGAUUGAGGUACGUGGUGAGGACCUGAAUGUAGCCUUGCAAGCAGAGGACCUAACCUUGCAGCAGCUGGGCACUGUAGGACUCUGGCAGUUUCUGCACGGACAAUGCCCAGGUGCAAGCUUCCAGGAAUCCUCAAAUUUGAAGACUGGCUGUCAUAGCAGGCCAGCUGUGCGUCUUCGCUUCGAAGUGGGCCCUGGUGCAGCUGUUCACUCCCCGCUGGCCACACAAAAUGGCUUCCUGAAUUUCUCCCUUCAGGGCUGUGACCUUGAGAUGCUCACUUCAGUGCUCAAUGGUCUGGGGCCCUUCUUGGAGGAUGAGGAAGUCCCAGUGGUGGUCCCCAUGCAAAUCGAGCUCCUGAACUCCAGUAUUACACUAAAGGAUGAUAUCCCCCCAAUCUAUCCAACGUCUCCUGGCCCUGUCCCUAUCACAGUGGCCAUGGAGCACAUUGUGCUAAGGCGGAGUGAUGACGGUGUCUUCCACAUCAGUGGUGCUGCUCAGGAUAGACCAUUGGUAGAAAUUCCUAAAGGUGAAAAGAGCCAUUCUGCAAAAGAACAGGUGUUCCUCAUGCCCACAGAAGAGGUUUUUGGACAGCAGGUGAAAGAACUGCCUACCCUACAAAAAGAACUCACAGAAACUAAACAAGCAUUGGCCAGUGCCAACCAGGACAAAGAAAGACUUCUCCAGGAGAUUAGGAAAUAUAACCCCCUCUUUGAGCUCUGACAGCAGUGGCUCUGCCAUCUGUGCCAAGGAGAGAAGAGAUCACCAGCAAUAGCACCAUCUAGCACAGAGGGCACUGUCUGUUGUGGGUGCCAGAGGGGCUGAGAGUGUGCACUUUAACUUGUUGUGUGCUUUCCACUCACUGUUCUAACAGGAUGGCAGAUAGGGCAACGCAGGACCACAUCCUAGAAAAUAGGGGUAGCUUUAUAUGUGGCUCAGCAUCUUGUCUUGGCUGUAUAAGGCCUUUAGGUCCUCUGCAUAAUAGGUGGAAUUUUCACAUGGUAGGGCCAUUUUAUCUUGUUUUGUAGCAGAGAUCUUUGGUUCCCUUAAUGCCCCGUGAGAACAAAUGGCAGAAGCCAUCUCAGUGAUGCACACAGCCACCAGAUUCCAUGACAUAGAACUUCCUGCAGCAGACCUGAAAAGUCUUUGGCCUGACUUUUAGCCAGGCUAGUGGAGGAGGACAGGAAAUAGCUAAGCAAAGAGGUGGGAACAGGAGGAGCACAGAAUAAGAGAUUGCCGGACUCUGCCUGGUUUGUAAUGGGAACCAGGCCCUUACUUGGCUGGUAUGCCAGUCAGGUAUUUCAGGUCAAGCUUCCAUUCUGUUGCAAUUUCAUCAUGAUGCUAUGGGAGAAAGUUAACAGUUGUGACUCAGCCAUAUCAUCUUUCCCUUCUGUAACAUAAUUUAUUUGAAAUUCAACUCAAGGAAAAAAACAACUUAAUCUGAGGUGGCUGAAGGCAUAUUGUGGUAGGAAUCAGUAGGGAGCUCAAUUCUGAGCUCCUACAAGUUAUGCCCACAUCCUCCACAGCUGUCCCUGAAAGGCUACUUCCUCUGUCUCCCUGGGUUCCUGGUCAUCUGCUUUCCCAGCACUGUGAUUUUUUUUGCCAGUGCUCACCUCAGCACUUGGUGGUUUGGGUGCUGUGUGUUUUAAACUUCAACAUAAACAUGUCAGCCUGUUGACUCUCAUUCCUGUUACUGUGGCUUUUUAAAAUCAUGUACUUUUAACUAAAGUAAAAACAAACCCCUUCUUCUAAUCUACAUUUUCUCCCUUGCCCUGUAAGAGUUGUUUUUCUUAGCUCACUUUCCAGACUCUUCUUUUACCCAUACUGCUUGGUGGCACACAGAAGUUCAUCAGCUAACUCACCUUGGCUUGGCAAGAUGACAAAACAAUAAGUUGAUGAUGUCAUUGAAGUCUUAAUUGUACAUGACCUUUUGAAAGAAAAAAAAAGUGUGAUUUUAUGAAAAAAAAUCAUGCUUGACUUGUAUACUUGGUUUUUCUUUUUUUUUGAUGGUACUUGAGUUUGAACUCAGGGCCUCAUGCUUGCUAGCCAAGCAGUCUUCCAGUUGAGCCUCAUCCCCAGCUUUGUGUGCUCAUGUGUGUGUCUGAGAUAAAAGUCUUGCCAAGCAGCCCA